This is a messenger RNA of Pogoniulus pusillus (Red-fronted tinkerbird), 1678 nucleotides long. It is a transcript of the gene ZNF830, whose product is annotated as zinc finger protein 830. Gene Ontology annotation, molecular function: nucleic acid binding; zinc ion binding. Lineage: Eukaryota; Metazoa; Chordata; Aves; Piciformes; Lybiidae. The record is from RefSeq and is a predicted model, not a curated record. The coding region runs from base 16 to 1185 and encodes 389 amino acids. Gene Ontology annotation, cellular component: spliceosomal complex; nucleus. Gene Ontology annotation, biological process: mitotic DNA damage checkpoint signaling; nuclear DNA replication; mitotic DNA replication checkpoint signaling. The transcript is spliced from 10 exons.
CGCCUCACGGCGAGGAUGGGGCCGCCCCUAAGCGCCGCGGUCCCGGCGUGCCUGGCGCGGCGAGGCGGAGCCGUAGGUGCCUUUGCGCGUCGGGAAAAGAUGGCGGCGGCCGGGGUGGGCUCUGGCCGGAAGCAGGUGCGACAGGAGGAGCUGCGGCGUCUCAUGCGGGAGAAGCAGCGGCAGAACGCGGGCAAGAAGCGGAUCGACUCGCCCUUCGCCAAGUACAACAGCCUGGGACACCUCAGCUGCACGCUGUGCAGCGUGCCCGUGAAGAGCGAGCUGCUGUGGCAGACGCACGUCCUGGGCAAGCAGCACCGUGAGAAAGUUGCGGAAUUAAAAGGCACGAAGCAGACAGCAACUGGUUCAUCUGCUAACACAUCUCAUCCUGUCAAGAGGAAAAGUGUGGACACAGAAAAUGCAGAGCUAAAGAGAAUUAAAGGUACGAAUGAAAAGCCACAUACAUCUACAUCUGGGCUACCAGCAGAUUUUUUUGAAGAAACAAAGCAACAUGGUUCAAAUGCACAGGUUUCAAAGAGUCCAGGUCCUAGUUUAUUAUCGGGAAUUUACGACGAUGAUGAUGACGAUGAUGAAGAGGAGGAUCAAGAUCUAUCAAACAAAUCUUCUGUUACACAUAAAACUGAAAUUUCCCCUCCAACUCAGGAAUCAAUAGCUAAUUCUCUGCCUGCAGACUUCUUUGACAGCAAAACUACAGCUGCUCCUAUAGUUUCCCAUUCAGGAUCCAUACAAAAAGCAGAGAUACAAGAGAAGGUAGUAGAAAGGAAAGAAAACACUGCUGAAGCUUUGCCAGAAGGUUUCUUUGAUGAUCCUGAAGUGGAUGCAAAAGUGCGAAAAGUUGAUGCUCCAAAGGAUCAGAUGGACAAAGAAUGGGAUGAAUUUCAAAAGGCAAUACGACAGGUCAACACAAUUUCAGAAGCAAUAGUGGCAGAAGAGGAUGAGGAGGGACGACUAGAUCGUCAGAUUGAAGAAAUUGAUGAGCAGAUUGAAUGUUACCGCCGUGUUGAGCUUUUGCGUAACCGCCAGGAUCUGAUGAAGGAGAAGUUAAAGGAAGCCAUGAGAUUAAGAGCAACACAGGAGAAAGAGGAUGAGGCUAUUGGUAGUGAAGAUGAAGAAGAAUUGCAGGAUUUGCUAUCUCAAGACUGGCGGGUGAAAGGGGCUUUGUUGUAGCAUUUCUGCAACGUGAUUGAUACUCUUUAUCUGCGAUGUUACGUCCAGUGUUUGAAGUGAGGCGCUUUUGUUAAAUAUUUAUUUAAAGAGGAUUGUGAGAUGGUAAAAAGCCAAUUGUAUUGAAUAAUGAUCUCUGUAGAUCUGCAGUGGUCUGUCACUUGCUGUAAAAAUUGUAUAUUGCUAAUGUUUUGCAAUACUGAAUCCACAUUUCCUAUUGAAAUAGUUUCCUACCAGAGGUAUUUUAAUACAAUUAAUAAGUAACCACAGAAUCUCUAAAGUAUGGGAAGUGUUAGGAUGUAUCUGGUAAAUUUGAGUUCUGGACUCUUGUGUAUAGAAGUAAAGGACUUUGAAAAUUGAUAGUCUGCAGAGUUUUCCUAGAAUAGGGUGUAGGGAAAGAAACUAUUACGCAUUUAUGUUAUCUUAAAACUUGUAAAUGCUCUUCUGUCUAUUGCCCCAGCUUUCAAUAAAGUAUGUACACUUUUUUUUUUCAGUA